Messenger RNA from Choloepus didactylus (southern two-toed sloth), 4733 nucleotides. It is a transcript of the gene TAFA3, whose product is annotated as TAFA chemokine like family member 3. Gene Ontology annotation, biological process: regulation of neuroblast proliferation; negative regulation of microglial cell activation; neuroblast differentiation. NCBI's taxonomy places the organism in Eukaryota, Metazoa, Chordata, Mammalia, Pilosa, Megalonychidae. Bases 530 to 928 code for a protein of 132 amino acids. The transcript is spliced from 6 exons. Gene Ontology annotation, molecular function: receptor ligand activity. The record is from RefSeq and is a predicted model, not a curated record.
CGCGCGCUCCGUGCGGCGCCCCGCGCUGUCCCAGAGGAGGCGGCAGCGCCCGCGCCGGGCGGGAGAAGCGAAGACGGCCUCUUGCGAGGAAGAGGAGGCGGAGGCGGCUGUGCGCUCUCUGGCCUGCGGGCGGGAGCCUUGGAGGGAACCCGGCUGAGCUCCGCAGAACCGGCCGGACCGGGCCCAGAGCUCCCCGGUGCCCGGAGCCGGGCCCGCCAUGCCCGUGAUGCCAGCUUGGCCAGAGCCCCGCCGUCGCGGGAACGCAGCAACUUGAUAAGAGGGUAGGGCUCUGGAUUCGACAGCACCUUAGCUGUCAGGUCCUGCCUGAAGGAGCAAAGUGGGAAAGAGCGCACCUGGGAGUCCACCUUUCGGUCUUGGCCUGGGCUCGGAAGCAAGGGGAACCUCAGAUCAGCGGGUCCUUCCGGUGGACACCACCCCGGGGGAGCACUCAUCACUUCUACAGUGAAAGCUGCCUGAGGAUGAGGUGUGCAUUCUACAUCCUACCCACCUUUGUGCCUGCCAACUGCCGAUGAGUGAGAGGGCCGUGCAGAACUGGAGCACGGGUAGCUGGCUGCUGGCACUUUGUCUGGCCUGGCUCUGGACUCACCUGGCCUCGGCUGCCUUGCAGUCCCCAGCUCCCACAGCCCUCAUGAAGCAGGGCACCUGCGAGGUGAUUGCUGCGCAUCGCUGCUGUAACCAGAACCGCAUCGAGGAACGCUCCCAGACCAAGUGCUCCUGCUUGUCCGGCCAGGUGGCCGGCACCACGCGGGCCAAGCCCUCCUGCGUAGAUGCCUUCAUUGUCCUGCAGAAGUGGUGGUGUCAGAUGGAGCCCUGCUUGCCUGCGGAGGAGUGUAAGGUGCUCCCGGAUCUGUCAGGAUGGAGCUGCAGCAGUGGACACAAAGUCAAAACCACCAAGGUCACACGAUAGCUCUUGUUCUGGACAGGGCAGGCUCAACUGAGCUGUGGACUGAAGAAUGGCAUCUAGUCAUUAGCCAGCAAAUAUGAGGAUUUAUCUACCUGGACACACGCCUCAUACCAAAUGCAGCAUCACUCUCUCCAGGGGUGUUUCAGUUAGGCUGCUCAGCAAAUAUGGAUGGUUCUCCGACUAUAUGCACUUCUGGGGGACACAGAAGAAGGUCAAGACACAGUUCGUGCCCUUAAGGAAUGUCCAGUCAAGUUAGGGAGUUGGUGAAGGAGACUGAAGUGUAUGAUACCUAGGCUGUGGCUGCUGAGGAGGCUUUGGGCAUGGUAGAGGUUUGGAGAUGAGACCCCACAGCUCUUCAGCUACCCUCUGGCCACAAAAUACAAAGACAAGAGGUCACAUUCACCACCCACCAUCCUCCCUCACCUCAGUCCUGAAUCCCCAGCAAGCUGCUGACCUGUUGAAGAAAAACACUCCCUUUAUGCCAAACCAGCUGUAUCUCAUUUGGAUGGGAUUGGAUUGAUGUGGGGAAGGAAAGCAAAGAUGAAAUCAAACAACUUUCCAGCAAAGCUUCUGCAGAGACAUAGCCUGGUUUGGGCUGUUCAUUGGGUAUGGGUUGGACAGGACCUUAAAAUUGCCCCUAUCCAAGCAUCUUGGGUUUUUGUUUGUUUGCUUGUUUUGACAGAUGAGGAAAUCAAGUCCCAGAGAGGUGAGGCAACUUGCUCAAGAGAUCACCUGGGCUCCCAGAUCUCUAAAGCUGUUGAUCUUCCACUUAGCCUGGAUGUUGGGAUUUCUAUCUGGGCCUUCCAUGUUGUUUUUUUUUUCUAUCGUACAAGAACCUUCAAUGUAUUGGCUGGACAGCAGAACCAGUUUUCUUAAGAGAUGUUAGAACAAGAAAUUUUACCAAGGUCACUGUUCUCUUUUCUAAAAUAAGCCAGAUACCCCCUACCAUGAUGCGGGACCCGUUGGUCUCCACUCUGCUCUUGGCCCAGAAAACUCUACACAGACCCUAUGGCAGCUCAGAGGCCACUCAGCCCAGAGACAGCUGGGGCAGCACCAGACAACAUCCCCAGGCCCACUCUGACCCACCUCUUUCAGGGUCCUUAGGCUAUAACUUUCUCCAGGUUCAGAAGAAAGUAGGUGGGGUCUUGGGCUGGUCAGAGUCCUCUUUCCUUCCAAGGCUUCUGCUGGGCAGGUGGGGUGGCAGGCUGGAAUUUCUAUCCUGGAUUGGGAGUUGGCCUUGUUGGGUUGACACCCUAGAUGGCUGGGGGAUGAUGACACAGGCUCCAGGGAUGCAGGCAUGGGCUAUUUGGGUAUCUCAUCAGUAAGAGAACUGCAGCCUCAGUGACUGCUGGGAUCAGCUGGGAUUGCCGGGAAUGCAGGGGGAGGAGAGGGGUGUCAGUAGAGACCUACCUGGACAUGCUGAAUUGUGACCCUCAGAGAAGGCACUGCAGACGAUGGGCCCACGCUGUCUCCGCUUCUCUCUCCCUGCCCACCUCCUCAUCAGUAGAACCCAGACCAAUUGGUAUUCCCCCUUCCUCACUCCACUCCAGAGUUUUAUCUUUUUAUUUUUUUGUUUUUGGUCAUGGGGUAAACAAGGAUGACAGCCUCUCAUGACAAUGUAAAUACCAGACUCUGAUGCAUUAUAUGCACUUUAAUCUCUGUGCAUAUAGUGAAGUCACAGGGUGGGGUAGUGAAAGAAUUGGUCAAAAAUUCAUCCUCACCUCCUUCAGGCUGGCAGAUAGACGGCAAACUUUCCCUGGAGAGGGCCAGAUAGUAAAUAUAUUAGGCUUUGCAGACCGCAUACAAUCUCUGUUUCAUACUCUGCUUUGUUGUUUCAUUUUGUUUUUGAAACUCUUUAAAAAUGUAAAAAAACAUGCUCAGCUCAAGAGCCAUGUAUUUGCAAGCCACAGUCCCUAUUGGGAAGUCUGCCAACCCCAAUGAACCUUUGAAGGAGGGCCCUUUGUGCAGCUUGGGACUGCCUCCCAGCCUCCUGGCCUGCCUUUGGUGCAGUGGGAACCUGAGCAUGAGGGCUGGGUUGGGUUUUGUUUUUCUUCUAAUGUUCCUUGAGAGAUUGGUGAGUGAAUUAUUUAGGCUACAAAUGAGUCAGCCUUAGCGGAGUCAGACAAUGGGAUCCUGCUCUCUGGGAGACCAGAAUGCAGGCUUCUCCACUCCCUCCCCACCCCUCAACACUGAGUCCAGGAGAGGGGGCACCAGUCCCUGUUGCAUCUGCAAGCAGCUGGGCCAUGAGCUGGGGAAUGAGCCUGAGACAGGGUGAUGUCAUACAAACCGUCCCCCUCUGAACUGCCAACAACUGCCAGCCCCUGCCUCAGCCAAAGCCCAGACCCACUGACCUUUCCUGACCUCCCUCAUUCCUGUGUACAGAGAAGACUUCUUUCCUUUCGGAAUAUGCUGGAAUUUGCUAAUUUGAUUUUUUUUUUUUUUUAACCUCUCAAACCCUCCAUUUAUUGGUGGGCUUUGAGGGGUGUCCUUUAUAUCCAGGAGAGUCCUACACAAGAGAUCUGUUGGAGAAGGAAAAAUGUUCCACUUUCCAACAGAAGCUCCCUAGGGUCCUAUUUUCCUGCUUAGCCAAUAUUUGUGUGCAUUUUGUAGUACUUCAAUAACAGUUUAGGAAUGUCAAUUAAUUUUCCUGGCACACAGGGGUUCUGGAGUCAUUUGUCUUCCUCGUCUCCCCUCAGUGAGAUGGGAUCUGACAUUCUCUGAAGUUAGCUGGUGCUCCCAAACCCCCUCAGCUAUGAAGGCCUUAGGAAGUUCGCCAACUACAGGGGAUCAUGCAGCUAAUUCCUGUUGGCCUCUGGCAGUUUAAUUAAGGUCUGUGAGUGACAUUCUAGUUAAUGGCUCCAGACAGUUGCUUAGAGUUGAGGCCUAAAGCUUCCUGAAAUCAAAAGCUUCCAGCUAGAAAACAGAGAUCAGUUAGUCCAACUCUCUUACUUGACAGAUGAGGAAAGGGAGGCUCAGAGAGGUUACAUGACUUGACCAAAAUCAAAAGGCAAAGUGGUGGCAUGAUCCAGACAAGUACUCUCUAUGGCUACACAUGAUCUCUGUACCCCAAUUCAGGCAAGGAGCAUGAAAAGAAGCCAGAAUUUUAGCAAGCACAAAUGUGAUGGAGUCUCAUUCUAAAAUCACCCAACCCUGUGAGUCCAGGGAGAUGGAAUGAAAAUGAAUAGGGAGCAUUUAGAGAUGUAUAUGCAGAAAAAGGGAAGCAACAAAAAGAGGGAUUGAGAUCACUCAUUCAGAAGAACAUCAAAACACCAAAGCACAUCACAAAAUAAGUAGAACAAAACUGAUGCCAUUUUCAUAACAGUUGGUUUUUGUUCUUUCUGGAGGAGACAAGGUGGGGCCCUGGUUAACCUCUGGAAGAUCUGUGAAGCCAACCUUGAUGGCUUCUGGGUUCUUUAGACCCUAGUGCACGGGUCUGCAAACUAAAGCCCAUGGGCCAACUCUGGUCCACCACUUGUUUUUGUAAAUAAAGUUUUAUUGGAACACAGCCACACUUAUUUGUCUACUUGCAUGCUACAGCUGCAGAGUUGAGUUUUUUGCAACAGAGCCCAUGUGACCUGUAAAGCCUGAAGUGUUUACUAUCUGACCCUUUACAGAAAAAUUUUCCAACUCCUGCCCUAGUGCUUUUAUCAUACCUUUUUCAAUACAUGUAUACAAUCUGGAAAAAGAUGAUUCUACCUUGUAUUCCUGGGUUGGGGAUUGUGUAUGUAUGUAUGUAUGUAUGUAUGUAUGUAUGUAUGUAUGUAUGUGUGUGUGUGUGAGAUAUAUAUCAAACAAAGAAAUGAAGUCA